Messenger RNA from Saprolegnia parasitica CBS 223.65, 616 nucleotides. RefSeq lists its product as hypothetical. The coding region runs from base 94 to 579 and encodes 161 amino acids. Lineage: Eukaryota; Oomycota; Saprolegniomycetes; Saprolegniales; Saprolegniaceae. The record is from RefSeq and is a predicted model, not a curated record. The transcript has a single exon.
CAUUUCCCACGCAAGAUACCGGUGCGAUUCCGUCACGGCGCUGCUUCCGCGACCAGUUGCCAACGCGCUGUCUUCCGCACAGUACACAAGACGAUGGACAGCAGCCUCGUGUCGCCCGGUCGCCCGAGUCCAGUGCCGGCGCGCGCCGAAAUCCUGCGCUCCGUCGUGCGUCUACCCCCCGGGCAGCUCAAACCGUCCCGAAAGUACAUCGUCUUUGUUCUCAAGGUCUCGACGACAUGCAAUUCGUACCGCAUUAUCGAGCGCACGUGGUCCGAGUGCCACCGCUUUGAAGAUGCGCUACUUAAGGCGCUGCGCCACGACUGCGCCAAGCGCUGCACGGCGCUCUGGGCCGAGCUCGAGCCCAACGUCGAGCGCUCCACUCGGCACGUCGGGUUUCGGAACUGGUGCAAGAUUCAGCUGCAUCACCACACGCCCGAAACGAUUGCAAUCUUCCUCGAGCACUAUCAAGUGCUUCUCGAUGCGAUGUUGGCGCUGGUUGCCGCGACGCGCUGCUCUGGCCUUGACAACAUUCGCGCGCUCCUAUCCGAGUUCUUGUCGCCGCCCACCAAGUGUCCGUAACUUUCAAUUGCCAUUCGAAGCAACUACUAGUACGUCC